Octopus sinensis (East Asian common octopus) is the source of this 804-nucleotide messenger RNA. Its product is annotated as KH domain-containing, RNA-binding, signal transduction-associated protein 1-like. Gene Ontology annotation, cellular component: nucleus. NCBI's taxonomy places the organism in Eukaryota, Metazoa, Mollusca, Cephalopoda, Octopoda, Octopodidae. Gene Ontology annotation, biological process: regulation of mRNA splicing, via spliceosome. The transcript is spliced from 7 exons. The record is from RefSeq and is a predicted model, not a curated record. Gene Ontology annotation, molecular function: mRNA binding. Bases 1 to 804 code for a protein of 267 amino acids.
AUGGAGAGUGUGAGAAAAGGCAUCCUGAAGAAAUAUUUGGACCCGAAAAUUGCCAAAAAAGUGGCCGAAAAUAUCUCAAAAGCACUAAUGAUGUUCGCCAUGUUCGUUUCUACGACUUUUCUUGUGUUCAAUUCAGACAACUCUCCAUACUUCUACCACCCACUAAGCGCAUUAUCUGGUCAUGUCGAGAAGGUAUCGAUGCGAGCCUAUUUGAAAAUAUACAAAUCCAAAUAUUGCAUACCGUCAACUUUAGGUGCUACGGCAAGCGACUUCAAUUUUGUCGGGAGAAUUCUCGGACCUCGGGGUAUGACUGCCAAGCAAAUCGAGUACAACACAGGCUGCAAAAUAAUGAUUCGAGGAAGGGGGUCUAUGAGAGAUAAAACUAAGGAAGAGCAGAACCGUGGAAAACCGAAUUGGGAACAUUUGAACGAAGAACUCCACGUUUUGAUCACCGUCGAGGACAUAUUGGAAAAGGCGGAAAAAAAGUUGAAAAAGGCCACAAAUGAAAUUAAAAAACUACUUUUGCCAUCGCCAGAGGGACAAGACGAACUCAAAAAGAACCAAUUGAUUGAACUUGCCAUUUUGAAUGGGACUUAUCGCGACGAGUCCAAAAAUUAUCUUGGUGUUUUUCUGACUUAUUUAUUUAAGGACGCUCCAAUUCCCACGAUCAGACAAAUCCUGCAAUUUAUUCAAAGUCUUCGGUCUCUUCGUUGCCCACAAUACUUGGUCUACUUUGAUCCAUACUCUCUUGUCAGCAAUAACGGACCAGAGGAGUCCGUACAAAAGUCAGAUGCAAAUAAUUAA